AUGGCCACAGCCAUGAAUGUCACCCAGCAAGUAAACCAGGUGUUCCAUUCCUACAAAUUCGAACAGAUUGGGCCCGUUUUAAGGGUCUUUGUGGAGGAGUACUGGGCAACCUCGUUCUCCAUAGCUCUCAUCUACCUGCUGCUCAUUUUUGUGGGGCAGAACUACAUGAAGACACGAAAGGGCUUCAACCUGCAGAAGCCUCUUGUCCUCUGGUCCUUUAGCCUUGCCAUCUUCAGUAUCCUGGGGACAGUGAGGACGUGGGCCUUUAUGGGGACCGUGCUACACAGAAUAGGCCUAAAACACUCUGUGUGCUUUGGCUUCUUCAUCAGCAAUACCACAGUCAAAUUCUGGUCCACCCUAUUUGUUUUGAGCAAGGUCAUUGAACUUGGAGACACAGCCUUCAUCAUCCUGCGUAAGCGGCCGCUCAUCUUUGUGCACUGGUACCACCACAGCACAGUGCUAGUGUUCACAAGCUUUGGGUUCAAGAGAAGCAUGGUUUCUGGUGGCUGGUUCAUGACCAUGAACUUUGGCGUGCAUGCCAUCUUGUACACCUACUACACUCUAAAGGCUGCCAGAAUGAAUCCUCCCAAGAUGAUUUCCAUGCUUGUCACCAGCCUACAGAUCCUGCAGAUGUUUGUAGGAGCCAUCAUUGGCGUCCUGACUUACACCUGGAGACAUGAACAGGGAUGUGACACCACCACAGUGGAACAGUUCUUCUGGUCCUCCAUGUUAUAUUUAACUUAUUUCAUCCUCUUUGUCCAUGUCUUCUGCCAAUCCUACAUCAUACCAAAGGUCAAAAACAAGACCAAGAGCCAGUGA
Messenger RNA from Orycteropus afer afer, 819 nucleotides. RefSeq names its product ELOVL fatty acid elongase 3 (gene ELOVL3). Gene Ontology annotation, biological process: sphingolipid biosynthetic process; fatty acid elongation, saturated fatty acid; very long-chain fatty acid biosynthetic process. The transcript is spliced from 4 exons. Gene Ontology annotation, molecular function: fatty acid elongase activity. Lineage: Eukaryota; Metazoa; Chordata; Mammalia; Tubulidentata; Orycteropodidae. The record is from RefSeq and is a predicted model, not a curated record. Gene Ontology annotation, cellular component: endoplasmic reticulum membrane. The coding region runs from base 1 to 819 and encodes 272 amino acids.